AUGUUAAAGACCAGUUUAAAGGUAGCAGCAGCAGAGGAAAGGGUGCAGCGAAAAGAAGCUGGUGAUAUCAGGCCUCAAGGUAGUAUGUCUGAAACAGAGCACCCACAAGCUGAUAUCAGGCCACAAGGUAGUAGGUCUGGAAUGGGGCACCAAGAAGCUGAUAUUAGGCCUAGGUCUAGAGUAGAGCAUCUAGAAUUGAUCGAGCUCUUACAGCUCCCCAGAGCUGAACUGAUGACCUUCGAUGGAGACCCACUGCAAUACUGGGAGUUUUGGAGGUCGUUCCAGCUAAAUGUAGAUGACACGAGGAUCUCUGACUCUGCAAAACUAACAAGGCUUCUUCAUUACUGCCAAGGAAAUGUAAGAAAGAUUAUUCAAGCAUGUUCUGCGAUGAGUCCCGAUCAGGGAUAUGUCCGACCUAAGGCGCUUCUGCAAGAGCGAUUCGGAAACAGACACAAGGUUGCAGAUGCCUGGUCAAGAAAGGUAACUGAGGGAAAUCCCAUUCCUCCUCACAAUGGUCCAGCUCUGAGGAAGAUGGCGGAUGAGCUCUGGGUUUGCUACGAAACCUUGAAUGCAAUGGGGUACAAGAUGGAGCUAAGUUCUCAAAGAUCAUUAGCCGAUAUUGUUGAAAGGCUACCCAUCUACUUUCAAUCUCGAUGGAUCAGGAUAGCAAGAAGGAUCCAGAGAAAGGAGGACCGACUACCAAACCUUGCUGACCUUGUUUCCUAUGUUGAUGAGGUAGCUGACGAAGAGAAUGAUCCGGUAUAUGGCUCUCUUCAGCAGAAAGGAAGGAAACAGGGUAUCUCUGGAAGGAAGAAGCAGGUCCCUAACAACCGGAGCAAGGGUGUGUACAGCGUCAAGAGUAAAGACGUGUUGAAGUGCAGUUUGUGUGGCCUUGAACACAAACUGUUUGGAUGUCCCAAGUUUAAGGGAAUGUCACCCCAGCAGAUGUUUGACUUCGCCAAGAAAGAACGUACGGUUGUGUUUCAACUGUUUACUGAAGGAACAUAUGACGUCAGCGUGUAA
Strongylocentrotus purpuratus (purple sea urchin) is the source of this 1023-nucleotide messenger RNA. RefSeq lists its product as uncharacterized. The record is from RefSeq and is a predicted model, not a curated record. The transcript has a single exon. NCBI's taxonomy places the organism in Eukaryota, Metazoa, Echinodermata, Echinoidea, Camarodonta, Strongylocentrotidae. The coding region runs from base 1 to 1023 and encodes 340 amino acids.